UAAUGUCGGAUGAUGAGGAAGACAUGGGAGGAAAUGCACAGGCUGACGACCAGGGAGAAAAGAGAGAAACCUUAUCUAGAGAAACUCAUUUUGAAGUGAGGGAUGACCGUGACAGUGGAAGACUAGAUGGAGUUAGACACAGGAGACCACAGGAGGGUCUGGAGGGUGAAGACAUGCUCAACACGUCAUAUCACGCUCAGAUGUAUAAACAUGAAGUCAGCAACAUGCAUCCUCAGCAGGUUCAUGUUGGCAUGCAGAAAGAUGAGGAAAGAAUGGAUGGAAAUAGAGACGAGGAUGGAAAUCUCGACAGGGAUGCAGAGCAUCAGGACAACGAAAGAUUACAUGAUGUUAGACCGAACAUGUGUGAAGAUCUGGGGGGUAAACAGGAAGUUGGACAAGAUUAUGACCUAAAACCUGUUAGUGUGGACAAACAUGGAGAUGGGGAGAGGACGGAAAUAGAUGAUCAGGUUGACAAGGACAGAAAAUCAGGGAGAGGAAAGCUCCUCAAAAUAACUGAGCUCUACUAUGAUGACAUUCAACGCAAUGGUGGUGGUAGUAAAUACAACAUGCCUAAAGAUAAUCAGAGGUGUAAAGGAGAAAUUAGUAGCAGGUUUUAUCAAAGACAUGAGCAACCGAGGGAUGUGAAGGGAGACGAGCAACAAAAGAGAGAGGAUGAUAAACAUGCACAAAGGAAAGGAACAUCAGAGAGAUUAGAUGAUGUUAGACAGAACAGAUCAGAGCAUGUUUCAACACAUAAAGAUGCAGCGAAACAAGCCAAAGAGCAGGAAAAGAAAGGAGAUGAUGAACAUCAUCAAAGAAGAGUGGACUCUUCUUUUAGACAAGCAGGAAGCAGCAGAGUGACAGAGAACAGGGGCAGUGUUGAAAAGUGGACAAUGGAAGGAAGACAUGGUUCAAAGCAGUCCAAAACAUUGCAUGUGAAGAUAAUUGAGGAGGAAACCUAUCAGGGUGUUCAAACAAGCAGCGAGACGAAGAACAUAACAAUAGAAACUGUAGCAGGAACUUCACAAGGUGGCAUUACGAGUUUGGUAUAUAAUGAAGGGAGUGUUAAAAGAAAAUCAGAUCCAAAAACAGACCCAAAGGUCAAAUUGGCAGAGGGUGUUGGCAAUUUAAAACUGAAUGACUCACCUUCACCAAAGCCACAGAAACACAGAACCAAAGAAAUGUCUGAUGCACAAAAACAAGCUGUUGGGAAAAAACAUGCAGAGAAAAAAAGAGGUGAGAAGAAAAGACAUUGGUGGUGUCGCUCUUCCCCUCUGAAACAAAACGGAAAGGAAAAACAGAAACGCAACAAAACCACUGGGGUUUUUCCUAUUUUUCGGAAAAGCCGAAAAAAUGCAGACCAGACUUCAGAGUCGGAUUAAAACGAAAUGCAUACUUUGUCCAGGAGAGACAAGACUGCAUGUCAUUGUGGUGAUCCACAAGUUUAUAUUUUUAGUUCUUUAUGAAUGCUUAUUAAUACUUAGCAAUAUUGCACUCGCCAGAGAGCUCUAUAGACAGUAGUGUGAUGUAUAUUGUUUGAGUUUGUGUCUGUUGGUAGCACUAUUUUGUUUGUUGAGUCUGGUUUAGUCUAUUUGACAUCAACACCUUUGCUGGGUUUUAAUGUAAAAUGCAUCACUUCCUGUUUGCUACAGGAUUGUUUCUGUGUAAAGAGCAGCACAUGUUAGAGGUUUAAUGCGAGAGAGGGUUGUUUUAGAUUAAUUGCAUCAGUCUGUAAUAGAAAAUAUAGCAAUGGAAAUUGACUUGUAAUGAAAAAUGUCAAGGCACAUAUAUGUUCAGUCGUUUUGAAAUCAUCAUAUUCACAGCCCGAAUGAUCAAACAUGUUUUGUCUUUUUUUUUUAACAGUGGAAGAAAUGUAUCGACCUAUUACAUUUUAUUUUGAAAAUGUUCUUGUUAAAUUGUUCAGACAUAUAUAAACAGAUGACACUGAAUGUAACAUCUAAUGUGAUUUAAAACAGAUUGUGUGAGGAAAUAAAAAUUCAAAAGGAA
Messenger RNA from Sebastes umbrosus (honeycomb rockfish), 2007 nucleotides. RefSeq lists its product as uncharacterized. The record is from RefSeq and is a predicted model, not a curated record. The transcript is spliced from 2 exons. Lineage: Eukaryota; Metazoa; Chordata; Actinopteri; Perciformes; Sebastidae. Bases 3 to 1382 code for a protein of 459 amino acids.